Messenger RNA from Rhipicephalus microplus (southern cattle tick), 4229 nucleotides. Its product is annotated as nose resistant to fluoxetine protein 6. The record is from RefSeq and is a predicted model, not a curated record. Gene Ontology annotation, molecular function: acyltransferase activity, transferring groups other than amino-acyl groups. NCBI's taxonomy places the organism in Eukaryota, Metazoa, Arthropoda, Arachnida, Ixodida, Ixodidae.
CACCCGCCGGCUAGAUCCGCACUCCUCGAGAGACUCCGGUCGAGACCAGCUGGAGCGUCGGGCUGCUCUCGCGUUCGGCUCAAGAUUUGCUCCGAUUUGCGGAAUUAGUCACGACGUCUGUCGGGAAAAUAAGAGCUCUCGUAUCAGAGGGCCUCGCGGUACGUGAGCACAGCUCAAUCAAACGUUUUAGUGUCUUAACUCGGCGUCCUUCGCAGGGGCUAGAUAGACCGACCGUUCCCAAUGACGUGGAGAAUUAUGGGUCCGAAAGCCUGCUGCUGCCUCACUGUGCUGGCAGUCUGGGUGACGCUUCUAUUGUGUUUCUCGCUCUGGGUCCAAAAAUGUGGAGCCGACUCGUCGCUGUCAUCGGCGCCCGAAAAUCUUCGGACCGAGGACAUCAAAGGCGAAGAGACGAUGCUCGCUGGAGGUAAUUCACGUCGGGACGACGAGAACAAUGAGACGGAGAUUGACCUGGCUCGACGUGCAUGGAAGGACCAGGAGGAACGACUCAAGGCGGGCAUCGAGUCUUUUUUCAAGGCAAUGUUUCCCAGACUGGUGCGUCUGGGAUCGGAGGCUGAGAUCUCAACGGAAUGUCAAGCGGCGUACUUCAAGAUGUUCCUCGCCAUUCGCCAACUCAAGACGUGGGCUUUAAAGAUGGUCGACUCCUCUGGCAAGAUUCCGAAUGGCGUGAUGGCCGGCACGGCGGCCUCGUUCGGACACUUCGACCAGUGCCUAGCGAUCGAGGUGGAGGGAGACGCCUUCCGCGGGAAGUUCUGCACACUCGAGCUCUGGCUCAGGGACUUCCCAAGACCCAGCCGCAACGCUGCCGACAUCAUCGAGGACAGCGAGUCGGUUUUGACCUUCUUCUACGACAAUGGCUAUUGGCUCCAGCUCUUUCCCUCAAGGAUUGGUAUCUGCAUACCAUCUACGUGCAGUGGCGAAGACCUUCAAAAGAUUGCUGGCAAAGCUUCGCAGGAGAUUCAGAUAACGGCGAACGUCACGUCAUGCCAAGUGAAGGAACCAAUCAGCUUUUCCAAGGAGCAGCUUGUCGUCCUUUGCAUCCUGGGCGUUCUCCUCCUCUUCGCAAUCGUUGGCACAGGAGUCGACGUAUUCUACAUUCAAGACGCCAAGCGCACGGCAACUGUUUGCGGCCGACUUUCGGAAGCCCUGGCGAGUUUCUCGCUGGUGCGCAACACUCGGUCGCUGUUCGCCCAUUCGGAGCACGCGACCGGGCCACUGGAAGCCCUCAACGGGAUCCGCGUCAUCUCCUGCUUCUGGAUUGUGCUGGGACACAUCUACUUUCUCACGGACCUCUCCACCUACAUCCGCUUCGCUUCCUUAACCAAGCUGCAAGUCCUGUUCAAAGACUUCUUGUUCACCUUAGUCGAGAACUUCACGCUGCCUGUAGACACCUUCUUUUUCAUCACUGGUCUGCUCCUUGCAUACAACCAGAUGAAGAAAUGCAGCCGAACGAAGAGUGGCUUCAGCCUCUGGAACAUGCUAUUUGACGUCUUCCACAGAUACUGGAGGAUGACUCCAGCAUUCGGACUUGCCACGGCACUAUUCGUGCUGAUGCCGGCAUUUGGGAGCGGACCUAUGUGGGGCGACGUCCUGGGCCUGGCCUCCGAGAACUGUCGGCUCUAUUGGUGGACCAACCUGCUUUAUUUCAGCAACUACCUGCCGUACAGCAAAAUGUGCAUGCUGCAUUCGUGGUUCCUGUCGCUGAACAUGCAGUACUUUAUCUUCGGUCUUCCUCUGACUCUGAUGAUGUUCAGGAAACCGAAGGUGACCCUGCUGGUCAUCAUGGCCCUGACCAUAGCCAGUUGCCUAGUCACUAGUGUGGUGACUUACAUGAACGAACUACCUCCUGCUAUGCUUAUGAUGACGGCGCGUUGGAGCAAGGCAAAGCAGCUCCUGAAUAUGGUGUACUACCAGCCCUUCACGCACUUCGGCCCAUUCGCAAUAGGUCUCUGCUUCGGAUACAUUCUCCUCGCGGUCAAGGUGCCUCGAUUCGGAAAGGCUACCUUGGCUGCCGGCUGGCUGAUUGCUACUGUGCUGUGUGGUUCUGCCGUGUUUGUGGCGUAUCCGUUCCGGCGAGGCGACAUGGCUUUCCAUCCCCUGCUGUCAGCUGCGUACGCGGGAUGCCACCGCACCCUCUGGACCAUAGGCAUUGGCUGGGUGACGCUGCUUUGUGCUACACAGCAAGCAGGUCUCGUGGGUGAAAUGCUGUCGUCUUCCGCCAUGACUUCGCUCAGCCGACUGAGCUACCUGGUGUUUCUUCUGCAUCCAGUGCCCAUCUACGUGCACGUGGCUUCCGUGCGAGAGUCAUUUCAGCUGGACCACUACUACAUGUGCACGCUGUAUUUCGGCAUCUUGGUCACUUCCAUCCUAAUGGCGUACGUGGCUUACGUGGCGGUUGAGGCGCCUUUCGCUGCUCUGGAGAGACUGAUGCGGUCCCCUUCGAAGGUGCUUUCUGGCAGCGUGCCGACGCCGCUGCCCACAGUCAAUACGGAGCCGCUGCAGCAGGAACAGCAUCAGCAGAACAAGGAGCCUGAUGGUUGGAGGUCACCGAAGCUAAGUGCUCAAGUAGCGGCAACCAAGAACGGAGGGAAUUCAACACUGUCGCUGGCAAUCGCGAAGGCACACGAAUCAAGCUACCUUUAAGGAUGCUCGAUAUUCUGAGGCCCUCUUUGCGCGAUGAUACUGCAGCUGCGUCUGAGGGAGAUUCUGUCUGGGAGGUCGAAAAAUCAUUGUUAAGAAAGCGGAGUAGUGUGAAGUUUGUGAGAGUUGCGCACACACACAUCAUUUGUCUUGCACAUCGUUGUCGAUGUACAAGAAGGCAACUGUUCGAGGUAAAACCAGCAGGGAAUGCGAAUGUCAAGAGCGUCUACCGCUAUGUUGAGAUUGUUGUGCCUGUUCCUGAUACUGGGCGCUUGUGCGAAAGCAGAGGUAAAGUAACAAAGUGGCCUCAUACAAAAAUGCUAUUCGCACGCGGAAGUAAGCGUUCACUCUAUAAACUCCGCCUUUUUGCUCAAACGAAUACAAUCGGCAUUCAGACAGCUCCCCGCGAAAGCAUUUCUUCUUUUUUUUAGUACAUUAGGAAUUUUCUUACGCGUGUAGGCCCAGAGAUCAAUUUCUUUAGAAUACUGCUGUACAAUCUACUUGAAGCCACCCAAAAAACUGCCAUGGUUGAUAGACUUUGGUGCCGGUGAUACAGACACAUUCAAUGUGAAGCGAGAAACGUUUAUACUCCUGCACAUUUUUUUUUCGCCUGGGCAAUCGCAAAGAGGGGUACACGCACUUUCUGGACCUAUCCAUCAUGAAAUAGUCAGCCGAUGCCUAAAAGGACACUAAAGGCAAAUACCAGUUUAGGCUUCAUCUGUAUAAUACCGCAUUCAUCAGUAUUAAAAACGCACUAUAAUCGAUAAUAUAAAGUAACUAUAGGACAAAAACAAUGCUGUGAAGCACAAAAUGUGACUCCAGCGUGGCAUUUCUGUCCUUUACCGAUCAUACUGCAGCAUAUGGUAAACCAAAGUGCAACGCAUUCCCAUCAUCCGAUUGAAUUUUUAGAAAUGGUGAACAGCUGAUAGCUUCUACUGUGGUUCUUCCAAUUCCUAUGCUUCUUCCACUCUGAAUUUAUUUUUGGCGUUCUUACCGCCGUCUUAUUUAUCCCACUGAAUUCAUACUUACCGCAGCAUUGCGUAAGUAUGGAUUCAGUGGGAUAAAUACUUUGUUGACGCAAUUAACCGAAAUAUGUACUACAUAUUUCAUGUUUGUUAUCCAAAGAAGACCGAAAAACCAACCGAAGUAUCGGUACAAUUGACAACGGACAGAGCAUGCCACCAUACCAUGUACUGCCAGGUUUCGGCCUGCUGCCAUCAGUUGAAAAGCUGGCGCAGCUUCCGGACACGGCUGUACAGGGUAUUGCGUAGUACAAGUCUGACCGUGCAGAACCGUAGUUUCGAAGCUAUGUUUUAACUGACGGUACACAGCAUUCCUUGUUGCACCAAACGCAUAUUUUUGUUUUUGUUGGUAUACUGUUUUUGUUUGUAUAUCUUGAUCGUUCCAAGCAAAUAAUAAAUUGUUAUGGAAUCAACAGGGUAUGUCUCUAACGGGACGUUUCUGUCUGAACGUUUUGUGUACCGUUUUUUUAGCACUGUACCUAUAUUGCAUCAUAUCAUUUCUUGCAUUACUGAAGGGAAAAAAACUGAAAAUAAAGUGUACAUAACAAU